GGUAUAGUACGAGACGCUGACAGUUGAAGAAGCAACUGAGGUUUUGAACAGUGUUCCGUGACUUCUCCAGGAGAUACAGCCACAAAGCGUUUCAAGACCUUGGACAGCACCCGGUCGGUACCCGAAGCAGAACAGCGGAUCAUUUUGGCAAAUGUAUAAAGCGAUGUUACAAAGGAACGGCUCCCAGCUCCUUUUUCUAAUAGCCCUGUGCAGUGUGCUAUAUUCCCGGACUCAGUGUUUGCCAUAUGCAUCUAUGAGACCUACGAGACACGCAGACGGUCUCUUUACUAGUGGAUACAGCAAACUUCUUGGACAGCUAUCGGCGCGGCGGUACCUGGAAUCCUUGAUCGGAAAACGAGUCAGUGAUGACAUGAUGGAGGACCAGGUACCAGUGAAGCGCCACUCAGAUGCCAUAUUCACAGACAACUACAGUCGCUUCCGCAAACAGAUGGCUGUGAAGAAAUAUCUGAACUCGGUUCUGACAGGAAAGAGAAGUCAAGAAGACCCUCCGAUGCAAGAAGAAUCCAGAAGUGAGCCCUCGUUUCAAGAGAGCUAUGAUGACGUCAACGUAGAUCACCUCCUCAAUAACUUCCAAUUGCCACUCUGAAGAAGACCCACUGGUGCGACGACCUCAAUCGUCAACCUCAUCGAUCUGCCAUUCAAAACAAUAUUUAAGUUCUUCAACAACGGGCUAAAAGUCAUGUGUGGUUAUCUCUACAGUAUAAAGUGAAUGUUUACAUUGUAUAUAAGUUAAACUAAAACAAAAAAUAUUGGUCUAAAGAUGUAGGCCACAGUAAAUAUUAUACAUGUCCACCUGGGAUUAGAUAGAUUUGCUUUGUCCAGGACUCUGUAAAUGGUAGUUCAAUAAAUGCAUUCUAAACAAGCUUUAUACUGCUAUAGAGUACCAUCAGCUUAAACAGAAGAGGACCACAUUUAGAGCGGCUAUGAUGCAUAUAAUCACUUUAUAUCCAUGUGGAACAACGCUAUACCUUGUGCAAAAACUUACCUAGAGCAUUUAGUUCUGUGAAACUGUCCACCAAAUAAAAUAUGUCCAUUUA
Molecule: messenger RNA, 1058 nt
Organism: Oncorhynchus masou masou (cherry salmon)
Lineage: Eukaryota; Metazoa; Chordata; Actinopteri; Salmoniformes; Salmonidae
Gene: vip
Product: vasoactive intestinal peptide
Exons: 6
Coding region: 152-607 (151 amino acids)
Biological process (GO): negative regulation of apoptotic process; epinephrine secretion; adenylate cyclase-activating G protein-coupled receptor signaling pathway
Cellular component (GO): neuron projection; extracellular region
Molecular function (GO): peptide hormone receptor binding; neuropeptide hormone activity
Source: RefSeq, a predicted model, not a curated record